GGGUGCAGCUGCAGGAGUCCUUUCUUCCCCUCUUCCGAAGGAAAUCGGCUGGAAUCGCCUCGCCCUUUUUCCCUGCUCGAGGGGAGAAUUCGGAUUUCGCCUCUUUGCAGGAAAGGGCUCUGGGUCCCGGGGCCAUUCCUCGACUCUCAGCCGCAUCGAAGGGAAAUACUCUUCUUCCAGAGCUCUGAGGAAACAGGGAGGUGUGAAGAGGCCCUCUUGUCAGGGUACGCUAAAGAAGAGACUGCCGCCUUGUCCUUGGAUUGUCCGUGCGAAGCAUUAAGAAGUUAACCAUACAGGUCUGUUAUGGAAGUUAUUAAGUUCGUUUUUGGCAUUGUAAAUGUGGGAGCUUUUGACUGCUAUGUGUGAAUUCAUUAUUGUCAUUAGGCCACGCCCCUGAAGAUGAAGAUUUACGAAAUCUGAGCUUGUAGCCGGCCCCGGAUUGGGUGCACGGCCCGGACUUUGUUUAUUCAGCAUUCUAACGGUCAACGGACUUCAAGCUGCGGAUCAAAAGCACGUAGGACAUUUUUGUUGGACUUUUAUGGACUUUGGUACACACUGUAGAAGUAUUAAGCACUUCGGUGCAAUGUAAAGGUGUUAAUUGCUGAAGUCUUCCUGAAGUAUAUAUAAUGUUUGUAAAUUACAUGAACAAAUGUAAUACAUGAACAAAUGCUGUCAAAUAUAGUUUAAGUAAUUUUUUCUGAUUCUCCCAUGAGGAUUCCUCUUUUCAGUAGUGCAUAUUUUUCCGGGAGACGCCAUUCAGUUUUCUUCCCAUCCAAACUGAGGCUAUGCCCUGUUCGCUGUCAUUGCCGCUGUGAAUGCAAAGGACAAAAGAACCAGUCCACAUAGAUUUUCUCCAUUCUUUCCCCUCCUGCCCACCUUUCCCUCCUGCCCCACAUUGCCACUGGUGGGCUUUUUGCCUAUAUUAACAAUCAUUGAUUGGUAUAUCUCAGUAGUAUUUUUAUGCUGGAGGAAUAUACUGAGGACCAACAAUUUUUUUUUUAAAUGGCAAAAAGCCUGAAGGAGAAUGGGGAACGAUGGGUGUGAAGGGAAACAGAGUGUGGGGGGGCACCUCCCUUUCCAUGCUGGGAAAACGGCCUUUCCAUUCCAGAUGGCUGAGUUUACACCUCUGAGGGAAAACAACAACAUCCCUUUGAUGCACUCAGGCCUUGUUAUUGGGCCAUGAAAUCAGGUGACUCUGAAACCCUGGUCCUCAUUGGGAAAUGCCCCUUUUGCACAUGCGGAGGAAGCCCUGAGAAGGAGCUAUCCCUUUGUGUACAUGCGCAUGAAAGUGUGUACAUAUGGGAUCCUAUCAAGACAGAAGGACCCAAGCACCUGUGCCAUCCACCCUCUGCCUUCUCCAGUCCAAUGGGGGUGCGGGGGUUGAUGUACCAAACAGUAAGUUUCCACUUAGCUCAGCAAUCUUUUGACUUUUAUUUCCUUAGAUUAGUUCUGCAUUGUAUUUACUCUAGAGUUGUGCCUUUGUCAUAACAAAGCAUGUUUAGAUAAAACUCUAUUGCUUUAGUUCCACCUGCACCUUACUGACCACUAGUCCAUGGAACCCAAGUAUCCCUUGGAGCAACUUUACCCCUGGGCAAUUGGUAGAGAACAAGGGGAAGUACCCAGCACAGGGGCUGAAACCUGGGGUGCUGGCAAACUCCCAGAGGCCUCCAGCAUCCUACCUUGCAGGGCAUCGAAGGGAAAAAUGAAUGAUCUCCUACCCAGAUUCAAAACCGGGGCUGCUUGUCACUGAGAGGAACUCACUGGGAGCUGGGCAAGGAAAUGUUUAUGAAUGAUUGCCUCACUUAUAGCAAGGCAGAAGGCCCAUCUCUCCAGAAGCAAAAUGGACCAGGCCAGAAUGUGACAAUGCUGUUGCCGGUUUUGUUACUGGCUUUGUUUGCAAACAAGGGACUUUUGACAUACCCAGAAGUCUUCCAAGACAAGAAGGAAAAUGGGGGUGGUGGAAGUGAGACAAGGAAGGGGCCAUUUCAGGAGAUUGCUUAGGAUUUCUUUUCUGUGAGACCUCUGGCUGUUACGUUUUGCCUAAGGAAAGAUGCAAGCUGUGUAAAAGGUGUCCUGCAUUUGUACUGGAACCUUUUUUGUGGGUGUAGCUUCCAGAAGAGUAGCGGUGACAGGGCCAAAGAUGUAGGCGAGUGAAUGCAUGGCUUUUCAGAGGAACAGCAGUCACACAUCUGCAUUCUUCCUCCUCCUCCUCCUCAUCUUGCGUGACCUCAGCAUACGUGGUCUCUUCCUGCUGUGAGGAAGAGUCAGAGCUCAGUGAGCGCAGCCCCUGCUUAGCCUGCCAGGUUCAAACCCCACCCACCCCCAUCUCUAUUUAAAGAGUAUCAAGCAGGACCUUUCUCUGCUUGACGUCAUGGAGAGCUAAUGCCAGUCAGAACAGAUAACAAUUUGCUAGAUAGACCAGUGCUCUGAUUCAUGAAAAGGGACAUUCACUAGUUCAGCCCCUCCCCAAGACAUGAGAGAGACUCCCUUAAAAGUAAAUUACCUGAUGUUUUAAAUGAUCUGUAUGUCUUUAUUUCUUCACAUCUUUGAAAGGACUUCUGAUUUCAAAAGAGGACCUUCUCUCUUGCUUGGAGAAGAGGAAGAACUGUUCACCCAGGACUCCCAAGGAAGCAGAGCGACCAGCAGGAAAUUAAUGGGAGUCAGAGACUGACAGGGAACCAGGGAAGAUGUCUGUAGCAAGAGUUGGGGGUCCGGAAGCAGAAGAAGAACCUGGUAAACAAGAUUUAAGAAAGAGACAGCUGAAAAGGAAAAGUGAAGCCCAGUGGGAACAAAAGAAGGAAUCAGUUACCUGUCAGCUGAGAAACUCAUGUGUGAACCCAGGCAAUAACAAAAUAAAGAAGGAAAAGAGAAGGAAUACAUGCUGUGUGAAGGGGAAAAGGUUCAGCUACAAAUCUAGGGUUAUGAAAGAAAAGAACAUUCAAACAGGAGAGAAGCCAUACAGAUGCUUGGAGUGUGGGAAGUGCUUCUCUGUGACUAGCAACCUUACUGUACAUCAGAGGAUUCACACAGGGGAGAAGCCAUACAGAUGCUUGGAGUGUGGGAAGUGCUUCUCUGUGACUAGCAACCUUACUGUACAUCAGAGGAUUCACACAGGGGAGAAGCCAUUUAAAUGCUUGGAGUGUGGGAAGAGCUUCUCCCAGAAGGGCAGCUUUACUAUACAUAAGAGGAUCCACACAGGGGAGAAACCAUAUAAAUGUUUGGAGUGUGGGAAGAGUUUUUCUCAAAAUUCCCACCUAACUAUACAUCAAAGGAUUCACUCAGGGGAGAAGCCAUUCAAAUGCUUGGACUGUGGGAAGAUCUUCUCUGAGAAUGGCAAGCUUACUAUACAUCAAAUGAUUCACACCAGGGAGAAGCCAUAUAAAUGCUUGGAGUGCGGGAAGAGCUUUUCUGAGAAAGGUAGCCUUACUAUGCAUCAGAGGAUUCACAUGAGGGAGAAGCCAUUUAAAUGUUUGGAGUAUGGGAAGAGCUUUACUCAAAAUUACCACCUAACUGUACAUCAAAGGAUUCACACCAGGGAGAAUCCAUAUAAAUGCUUGGAGUGCGGGAAGAGCUUUUCUAGGAAAGGUAGCCUUAUUAUACAUCAGAGGAUUCACACAGGGGAAAAGCCAUUUAAAUGUUUGGAGUGUGGGAAGAGCUUUUCUUGGAAAGCUAGCUUUACUUUACAUCAGAGGAUUCACACAGGGGAAAAGCCAUUUAAAUGCUUGGAGUGUGGGAAGAGCUUUUCUUGGAAAGCUAGCUUUACUUUACAUCAGAGGAUUCACACAGAGGAGAAGCCAUAUAAAUGUUUGGAGUGUGGGAAGAGCUUUACUCAAAAUUACAACCUAACUGUACAUCAAUGGAUUCACACAGGGGAGAAGCCAAUCAAAUGCCCGGACUGUGGGAAGAGCUUUUCUUGGAAAGGCAGCCUUAUUUUACAUCAGAGGAUUCACACAGGGGAGAAUCCAUAUAAAUGCUUGGAGUGCGGGAAGAGCUUUUCUGGAAAAGGUAGCCUUACUUUACAUCAAAGGAUUCACACCAGGGAGAAGCCAUAUAAAUGCUUGGAGUGUGGGAAGAGCUUCUCUGUAAAUAGCGAUCUUACAGUACAUCAGAGAAUUCACAUGGGGGAGAAGCCAUAUACAUGUGUGGAGUGUGGAAAGAGCUUCUCUCUGAAUAGCAACCGUACUGUACACCAGAGAAUUCACACCAGGAAGAAGCUAUAUAAAUGCUUGGAGCAUGGGAAGAUCUUUUCUCGGAAUGACUACCUAACUGAACAUCAAAAGACUGACAGAGAGGAAUCUUUAUAUAAGUGCUUGGAGUGUGGGAAGAACUUCAAUGACCGUCCAUGCCUAAUGGCACCGCCAGUGUCCUUUGCGGAGGUGGCCGUGUUCUUUACAGAGGAGGAAUGGGCUCUUUUGAAUCCGGCCCAGAGAGCUCUCUACUGGGAAGUCAUGCAGGAAAAUUACGAGACUGCGGCCUCUCUGGGACUUUGUGUUCCUGGGCCAUUCCUGAAUUCUCAGCCACCUCUAAAGGAAAUGUUCUUCCACCAGAGCUCUGAGGAAACAGGACGGAUUGCCAGUGCCCUCAUGUCAGAAGAUGGAUCCUUGAGAGAAGAGGAAGGCCUUGUGUCAGAAGACGCACUAGAGAAUUUACAAGGGCGAUCUCAAGAUAAGAUUUCCCUCCUGAAUGGACCAGGAGAUGAGAAGUUGGAAAGUGACAGCGACUCAGGAGGGAUGUCAGUAGGGAAAACUGAGAAGCUGGAGGCAAAAGGAAGUCCUGUGAAUCAAGAUGGACCAAAGAGGCAGCUGAGAGGGAAAAGGGAAGACUUGGUUGCCUGCAACAAAGGAAGGAAGUUGCAUGAGAUCUCAUCCCAAGGCAAAAUACAGGAGAGAAAGGGGGGGAAUGAAUGCCCUUUGAAUGGAAAAGAGUCUAACUGCAUGUCCAGGGUUAAGAGAAAACAGAAAAUUCAAACAGGUGGGAAGCCAUAUAGUUGCUUGGAGUGUGGGAAGAGCUUCAACUGGAAACACUAUCUUAUUUCACAUCAAAGGAUUCACACUGAGGAAAAGCCAUACAAAUGCUUGGAAUGUGGAAAGAGCUUUACUUGGCAAUACUGCUUUACUUUACAUCAGAGCGUUCACACUGGAAAGAAAGAACAUAAAUGCUCAUAUUGUCCCAAGAGAUUUUCUGAUAAGUCAACCCUUAUUAAACACGAGCGGAUUCAUACAGGGGAGAAGCCGUAUAGAUGCUUGGAAUGUGGAAAGAGCUUCAAUCAGCUUUGCAGCCUUUCUUCACAUCACACAAUUCACACAGGGGAGAAGAAAUAUAAAUGCUCAGAUUGUAACAAGAGCUUUUCUUGUCAGUCAAGCUUAAUUCAACAUCAGAGGGUUCACACAGGGGAGAAGCCAUUUCAAUGCCUGGAGUGUGGGAGAUGUUUCGCUGUAAAAAGAAAACUUACUGUACAUCAAAGAAUUCACACAGGGGAGAAGCCAUUUAAAUGCAUUGAGUGUGGAAAGAGCUUCUCUCGGAAUGACCACCUUACUGGGCAUCAGAGGACUCACACAGGUGAGAAGCCAUUCAAAUGCUCAUAUUGUACUAAGAGUUUUUCUCUUAAAGGAAGCCUUAUUAAACAUCACAGAAGGCACACAGGAGAGAAACCAUUCAAAUGCUCAGAUUGUAGCAUGAGCUUUUCUGAAAAAAGAAGCCUUAUUCAACAUCAGAGAAGGCACACAGGAGAGAAGUCAUUCAAAUGCUCAGACUGUAGCAAGAGUUUUUCUGUUAAGUCAAGCCUCAUUGAUCACAGGAGGAUUCACACAGGGGAGAAACCCUACAAAUGCUCAUAUUGUGGCAAGGGUUUUUCUUUUACAUCAAGCCUUACUUAUCAUCACAGAAUUCACACAGGGGAGAAGCCAUUCCAAUGCUCAGAUUGUAGCAAGAGCUUUUCUGUUAAGUCAAACCUCAUUAAACACGAGAGAAUUCACACAGGGGAGAAGCCCUACAAAUGCUUGAAGUGUGGGAAGAGCUUCUCUGCGAACAGUAGCCUAAGAGUACAUCAGAGGAUUCACACAGAAGACAAAUCAGCAGGCCAAUCAAAAAAUGUUUUGUCCUUUGAAAAAGUAUGAUUCUUUCAGGGUUCCCACCUCGCAAUGUCCUCAGCAUGGCAGCUAACUAGAAGGAGGGCUGUGACUCAUACCAAGAUGCAAUGGACAGUUGCCUCUCUCUGCUGUGUUUGGAGCUUACCCCUGGUUAUUUUGAUUUAAAUGGACUUCAUUUGAGACUAGAACAAAGGCAUACAGCGAGGAUGGGAUUACACCUUCUGUUCCACUCCACUUUUCCUACUCAAAACAAUCCCAUUAGGCUUCAGUCCAGAGUACCUGAGCUACCUGUAGAAGAGACAAAAGGCAUGGAGGAAGACUCCCCCUCUCCCGUCCUGAAGAGCCACAUUGCACGGAAGUUCCAGCAUUCCACACCUACCGCCCACAAUACAGAGGUGGCUUACAGCAUUCUGCAAAAUAUGUAAAGCAAAAUUGUUGAGUGCAUUUCUCUAAUGGUAAUAGAGCUGUAUUAUUAGAAAAUGGUUUAGGAAUGCACUUUUUAAUGGGAUGAGGACUGUGAACUAUAUCUUUGUGUAGAGUAAUUAUUAUCUGUUUCUGAACAUAAUAGUAUUCUACUCUAUGUUGUUUUUAUAUUUACAUAAUACCAUUUUCUUCGUUGUUUAACAUACAAUAUCUGAUGUUGGAGAGCUGCUGUAGCACAAUGGUUAAUAUCUAAUGUUCUGAAUAUUUUCACUUUGU
This is a messenger RNA of Eublepharis macularius, 6788 nucleotides long. Its product is annotated as zinc finger protein 665-like. NCBI's taxonomy places the organism in Eukaryota, Metazoa, Chordata, Lepidosauria, Squamata, Eublepharidae. Gene Ontology annotation, molecular function: DNA-binding transcription factor activity; RNA polymerase II cis-regulatory region sequence-specific DNA binding. The transcript is spliced from 8 exons. The record is from RefSeq and is a predicted model, not a curated record. Gene Ontology annotation, biological process: regulation of transcription by RNA polymerase II. The coding region runs from base 2688 to 6116 and encodes 1142 amino acids.